UCAGCUUCCCCAGGAAAUGGGAAGAGGAAACCCGGUGGCUCUGACCCCCAUGCAUAACGGCCACAGGACGACUCGAUGUGGAGAGAGAACGAGAACAGGGGAAGGGUGGAGGGUGGAUCUCGUUAUACCGAGACACUUGAAGCGAGACAUUCUAAAAAGAUAUUUGCAGAAGAUGAAGCUUCUCCUCACAACUCUGACUACUUUAUGCUGCUGUCGGCUGUCUCGCGCACUCACUCUGGACUCUGCUGGAAGGAAUGUCUGCCACAACCCCAGGGAUCCAUCCACCCUUGUGUGCUGCACAGGCUGGCGUCAGGAUGAAAAAGAAUGCACGAUACCCGUUUGUGAGGGUGAUCAGGCCUGUCUGAAGGAUGAGCUCUGUGUCUAUCCUGGAGUUUGUCGCUGCCCACCAGGCUACUACGGAGCUCACUGUAAAACACGGUGUCCUCCAGAGUUUUGGGCAUCAGACUGCCGUCAAGUGUGCCCGUGUCACCCACACGGCCGCUGUCACCCGGUCACGGGCGAGUGCACCUGCAACCCGAACCGCUGGGGUCCUCUGUGUCAAUACGCCUGCAAAUGUGGCCGUCACGGAGUCUGCCACCCCGUGUAUGGAAACUGCACCUGCGACGAGGGCUGGUGGAUGUCCACUUGCAUCAAACCUUGCCAGUGCGUCCCCGGGGGUUCGGUGGGACCUGGCUGCGAUCAGCUGACGGGCCGCUGUCAGUGCCACAAAGGACACUGGGGGCUGAAAUGUCCCGUCACUUGCAACUGCUACGUGUCGCAGUGCAACCAGCGCACCGGCGUGUGUGAGUGCGAAGCCGGCUGGUGGGGGCCCAGCUGUGACCGGCGAUGUAAUUGUGACCUCACACACAGUAGCUGCAACCCUGCCACCGGGCAGUGUUUGUGCCACCCGGGGUAUGAGGGCGACUACUGCAACCGGCCGUGUAAACCCGGGAUGUUUGGCAGCGGGUGUAAAAUGAGUUGUGGACAUUGUCAAGGAGAUGAAGCGUGUUCCCCCACAGAUGGCGCAUGCGCGGCCUGUGAGACCGGCUGGAAUGGGACACGGUGCGACCGCUUGUGUUUGCCUGGUUACUAUGGCAACAACUGCCAGGAGACGUGCCCGCGGUGCAGAAACAACGAGCCUUGCGAUCCCAAAAGUGGAGAAUGUUGGAGAUGUAAUCCGGGAUGGACGGGACCCAGGUGCAAGGAGGUCUGCUCGAACAGGACGUAUGGAGAGGCUUGCCACUUCCUGUGCAGCCCAUGUUACCAUGGUGACUGCCAUCACGUGACAGGAAAAUGCGUCUGUCGGCCCGGCUUCCAGGGGGAGAGUUGUAAUGACAGUUGCUCCACUGCACGGUUUGGCCUCAACUGCUCCUCAGCUUGUGACUGUGGCGAAGGCGUGAGAUGCCACCCGGUCACCGGUGCCUGCCCGAACAGUGGCCGAGGUGCUCUCUUGGCCGGCCUGCUGCUUCCUUUACUCCUGUUGCUCCUCGCUGUUCUCUGCUGCUGUCUGUGUUGCGGAGGAGGUCCGGCAGACGGCAAAGACGGGAUGGCGGUGGCAGAUGGAGGACUGUCAGCGCGGAUGAAAUAUCACGUGUACAGUGUCUUGGCGAACAUUGGUGCCGCCCUACCUUGCAUCUCUGACUGGUCCUCUGGCCUCCCUCGAGUCACGGUGUCUCACCAUGACCCAGAGCUGACCUUCAACCACAGCUUCAUUGAGCCUCCCUCAUCCGGCUGGGUGACUGAAGGGUCGUCCUUCGACAGUGACGAGGAGGAAGGGGAGGCUCUUUAUUGUGUCCCACCGAGAGAAGACGUUCCAGGAAUGGAGGCUAGCCACUUCCAGGAAAUGAGCUCCAAGUGUAACAUGCUCUUGGACCCAUCGGGCUUCAGCAGCGAGGACGUGACAUCCCCCUUUGACAUCCCCCGAACCUCCAGCAUUGCCAAAGCCAAGCGGCCGUCCGUCUCUUUUGCGGAGGGCACCCGCUUCAGCCCCAAGGAACGGCGCGGCUCCGCUCACGACGCCGCCUCUUUGUCCGGCCACCCUCGCAAACCCAAAUCAAAUUGGGGGCCGUUGACGCUCUCCGCCGGACCGGACGAAGAAGAUGGAGGUGAUGUUAAGGAGAGGGAAGAUGGCGUAGUCGUUCAAGUAACAGAUCACCAAGAUUUGAGCUGUGAGGUCGUGGACCAGGAGGAUGAUCGAAACUCGAGCGACACAACUGCAUCAGGACAACGACGUACCAUAUCCAACGCAGCUGCUCAACAUCGAGCUUCGGAUGAUCAAUCCGGCGUCUCAAACAAAGUCACCACAGUGUACGUUACAGUGGGGAAGAUGGGAAAGCCCACGUCCAAGCUGGAGUCGAGUUCAGAAGGCCCCGUUCAGGCCAUGUUAAGGCGACUCGGAAGUCUCCAGAGACAAAGAGAACAGGGGCCUGGCAAAAGCAAGGCCAAGGACACAGAAGCCUUCCCAAAGCCUCCCAGGAGGAAACUCGGAGCUCGGAGGAGUGUGUGGGAGCACGGCGGGCCUUCAGGAGUCGAGCCCGCCAUCAGUAAACCCGUGAGGAGAAAACACGCCUCACAAAACGACCCGCAAAUGCCUUCCGGCGACGCAGGGUCGUCAGAAAGCAUUCCCCUCAAAAGACCGCUGUCGUCCAUUUUAAAGAGCGUUCCGGAAGGGGCGUCAGCUGACAUUCAUGGCUCAUUCGGAAGGCAGGGACAUGAGCCCAACCAUGGGGUGGAAACUGAAAGCACUUACUUUACUGUGGGUCCAGCAGAGGACGCUGCUACUCUGAGUGAGGUCAUGACCGUUGAUAGUAAAGUGGGGAGUGUGAAAGAUGAGCCGUGCUAUGAAAACGUCAUGAUUACACACUGCUAUACCUCAAACACAAACGCAUAAGAGUACUGGAAUGUCUUGCGAUGGCGGCUUUUGGAGUACAUUUACAAACGCAUGUAUACAUGGAGAUUAGAAAUACCCAACAUACAUUGUACAGUAUGCACUUUAUAUGAAUCUAGAAAUAAACAGUCAUUUUUCAUAUUGA
Hippocampus zosterae (dwarf seahorse) is the source of this 3032-nucleotide messenger RNA. RefSeq names its product scavenger receptor class F, member 1 (gene scarf1). The coding region runs from base 17 to 2890 and encodes 957 amino acids. The record is from RefSeq and is a predicted model, not a curated record. Gene Ontology annotation, molecular function: scavenger receptor activity. NCBI's taxonomy places the organism in Eukaryota, Metazoa, Chordata, Actinopteri, Syngnathiformes, Syngnathidae. The transcript is spliced from 12 exons.